AUGUCUCGGCCGCUGUCGGACCAGGAGAAACGGAAGCAGAUCAGCAUCCGCGGCAUCGUGGGAGUCGAGAACGUGGCCGAGCUGAAGCGGGGCUUCAACCGGCACCUGCAUUUCACGUUGGUUAAGGAUCGCAACGUGGCCACCCCCCGCGACUACUACUUCGCGUUGGCCCACACCGUGCGGGAUCACCUGGUGGGGCGAUGGAUCCGCACGCAGCAAUACUACUACGAGAGGGACCCCAAGAGGAUCUAUUACCUCUCCGUGGAGUUCUACAUGGGCCGGACGCUGCAGAACACCAUGAUCAACCUGGGGCUGCAGAACGCCUGCGAUGAGGCUGUGUACCAGCUGGGGUUGGACAUAGAAGAGCUGGAGGAGAUCGAGGAGGAUGCCGGGCUCGGUAACGGUGGGCUCGGCCGGCUUGCAGCCUGCUUCCUCGACUCGAUGGCAACGCUGGGGCUGGCAGCCUAUGGCUAUGGCAUCCGCUACGAGUAUGGCAUCUUCAACCAGAAGAUCCGCAACGGGUGGCAGGUGGAGGAAGCUGAUGACUGGCUGCGGCACGGCAACCCCUGGGAGAAGGCCCGGCCCGAGUACAUGCUGCCCGUGCACUUCUAUGGCCGUGUGGAGCACACUGCCAAUGGCACCAAGUGGGUGGACACCCAGGUGGUGCUGGCACUGCCCUACGACACCCCUGUGCCCGGGUACAUGAACAACACCGUCAACACCAUGCGCCUGUGGUCGGCUCGGGCACCCAACGACUUCAACCUGCGGGACUUCAAUGUUGGGGACUACAUCCAGGCUGUGCUGGACAGGAACCUGGCUGAGAACAUCUCCCGCGUCCUCUAUCCCAAUGACAAUUUCUUCGAGGGGAAGGAGCUGCGCCUGAAGCAGGAAUACUUUGUUGUGGCUGCCACCCUGCAGGACAUCAUCCGCCGCUUCAAAGCAUCCAAAUUCGGGAGCACAGAAAGCGUCCGCACCGUGUUUGACUCCUUCCCUGACCAGGUCGCCAUCCAGCUGAACGACACGCACCCUGCCAUGGCCAUCCCUGAGCUGAUGAGGAUUUUUGUGGAUAUUGAGAAACUGCCCUGGAGCAAGGCCUGGGACAUCACCAAGCGGACAUUUGCCUACACGAACCACACCGUGCUGCCCGAAGCCCUGGAGCGCUGGCCGGUGGACCUGGUGGAGAAGCUGCUCCCCAGACACCUGGAAAUCAUCUAUGAGAUCAACCAGAGGCACCUGGACCACAUCGCAUCCCUCUUCCCCGACGAUGUGGACCGGCUGCGGAGGAUGUCCCUGAUAGAGGAGGGAGGCACCAAGAGGAUCAACAUGGCUCACCUCUGCAUCGUCGGCUCCCAUGCUGUCAACGGAGUGGCCAAGAUCCACUCUGAGAUCAUCAAGUCUGAAGUUUUCAGGGACUUUGCGGAGCUGGAGCCGGACAAGUUCCAGAACAAGACCAAUGGCAUCACCCCGCGGCGCUGGCUGCUGCUCUGCAACCCGGGGCUGGCUGAGCUCAUUGCAGAGAAAAUAGGGGAGGACUACGUGCGGGACCUGAGCCAGCUGGCAAAGCUGCACGAGUUUGUAGAUGACGACCUGUUCAUCAGGGAAGUUGCCAAAGUGAAGCAGGAGAACAAGGUGAAGUUCGCACUGUACCUGGAGAAGGAGUACGGGGUGAAGAUCAACCCCUCCUCCAUGUUUGACGUGCACGUGAAGAGGAUCCACGAGUACAAGCGGCAGCUGAUGAACUGCCUGCACAUCAUCACCAUGUACAACCGCAUCAAGAGGGACCCUGCGAAGCUCUUUGUUCCUAGGACGGUGAUCAUUGGAGGCAAGGCUGCCCCGGGGUACCACAUGGCCAAAAUGAUCAUCAAGCUCAUCAACGCCGUGGCCCAGGUGGUCAACAACGACCCCGUUGUGGGGAGCAAGCUGAAGGUCAUCUUCUUGGAGAACUACAGGGUCUCCCUGGCAGAGAAGGUGAUCCCUGCCACCGACCUGUCGGAGCAGAUCUCCACGGCGGGCACCGAGGCAUCGGGCACGGGGAACAUGAAGUUCAUGCUGAAUGGGGCCCUGACCAUCGGCACCAUGGAUGGAGCCAACGUGGAGAUGGCCGAGGAGGCCGGAGAGGAAAACCUCUUCAUCUUUGGGAUGAGGGUGGAGGACGUGGUGGAGCUGGACAAAGAUGGCUACAAUGCCCAGCAGUACUAUGACCGGCUCCCCGAGCUGAAGCAGGCUGUUGACCAGAUCCGGAGUGGCUUCUUCUCCUCGGAUGAGCCAGACCUCUUCAGGGAUGUGGUUGACAUGCUUUUCCAUCAUGACCGGUUUAAAGUCUUUGCAGACUACGAGGCUUAUGUCAAGUGCCAGGAGAAAGUCAGCGAGCUGUACCUGAACUCCAAAGCGUGGACCAAGAUGGUCAUCAGGAACAUCGCAGCCGCAGGCAAGUUCUCCAGCGACCGCACCAUCAAGGAGUACGCACGGGACAUCUGGCACGUGGAGCCCUCCGACCUGAAGAUCCCACCGCCCAACGAGCCGCGGGAGGGGGCCGAGGACAGGACCCCCAACGGCACUGCAGCGCGGGCAUAGGGCAGGGGAGGAGCACAGAGCUGAAAGCGAAACCAUUGCGACCCAUUGCUUGCGGUAGGGGCUCAAACUAAAAGUGCUGCGCGGAGGCGGAGUGGGGGUUGCUGGAGAUGGAAUGAGGAACUGGGCUUGUUUGCUGCAAAGCUGAUUGCUGAAAGUGCAGGGCUUGGGUAUUUGCAGUGCACCCUCACCCUGCUCCUGGUCCCCGCUUGACCCCUCUGUCCCUGCAGCUGUAUCUCCAUCCCCCGAGCACCCCGCAGCAGUGGGAGGACGAGCGUGGGUCUCAGUGUUUAUUACAUACAGCAGUAGUAGGGUCAGUGCCGCGGUGGGGUCCCAGUGCAGGGCAGGAGCAGUGCUUACGGGCGCUGCAGGCAGCAGCUGGAGUCACUUCAUGUUCAAGAAGUCUCUGCAACGAGAUGCAAUAAACCUCACGCUGUGUCACUCA
Molecule: messenger RNA, 3016 nt
Organism: Meleagris gallopavo (turkey)
Lineage: Eukaryota; Metazoa; Chordata; Aves; Galliformes; Phasianidae
Gene: PYGL
Product: glycogen phosphorylase L
Biological process (GO): glycogen catabolic process
Cellular component (GO): cytoplasm
Molecular function (GO): pyridoxal phosphate binding; glycogen phosphorylase activity
Source: RefSeq, a predicted model, not a curated record